Anoplopoma fimbria (sablefish) is the source of this 1494-nucleotide messenger RNA. It is a transcript of the gene tub, whose product is annotated as TUB bipartite transcription factor. Gene Ontology annotation, biological process: protein localization to cilium. Gene Ontology annotation, cellular component: cilium. The coding region runs from base 1 to 1494 and encodes 497 amino acids. NCBI's taxonomy places the organism in Eukaryota, Metazoa, Chordata, Actinopteri, Perciformes, Anoplopomatidae. The record is from RefSeq and is a predicted model, not a curated record. The transcript has 12 exons.
AUGAGCUCCAAGCACUCCUCCGACUGGAUUCCCUACAGCACUUUAGAUGAUGAGGGCACAAACCUCCGACAACAGAAACUGGACAGACAGCGGGCGCUUCUUGAACAGAAACAGAAGAAGAAGAGGCAGGAGCCUCUGAUGGUCCAGUCUACUGUGGACGGGAGAUCUCGCACACGUCGGACCAAACAGAGCGAGGAACAGGCGCCGCUGGUGGAAUCCUACCUCAGCAGCAACAGCAGCACCAUCUACCACGUGCAAGAAGCUGAACAGGAGGAGGUGAAGGUGAUAGCGGACACACAGCCGCCUCGCUCAGCCAAAAAGGGAAAAGCAUCGGCCAGCUCCACUCCACAAACAGGCAGCGACAAGAAGGAGAGGAAGGGGAAGCACAAAGCAGCAUUGGAUGGCCUGGCCUCCCAGCAGGACGACGGUCAGAUCCAGAUCCUGACGGUGGGUCACCCCAGCACAGAGGAGGGCGAGGCAGAGCCUGUCAUGAGCUGCACUCAGUCGCAGAGCAAACAGGAUCUGCGUGUCACAAUGCUCAAAAAAGGUAUAUCCAGCAGUAUGAAUUUUGAUGAAGAAGAGGACGAUGAAGAUGAAAUUAGCUCCAGUUCCUCACAGCUCAACAGCAACACGAGGCCAGGCUCUGCCACUAGCAAGAAGUCAUGCAAGGAGGUGGCCUCAGCACCCACUCCCACAGUCAAUGAACCUGCCAUCGAUGUAGAUGACCUUGAAGAGUUUUCUCUGCGUCCUGCACCUCAGGGUGUCAGAGUGAAGUGCAGAAUCACCAGAGACAAGAAGGGCAUGGACAGAGGCAUGUAUCCCACCUACUACCUUCACCUGGAGAGAGAGGACGGCAAGAAGGUGUUCCUGUUGGCUGGCAGGAAAAGGAAAAAGAGUAAAACAUCAAAUUAUCUCAUCUCCAUCGAUCCAACUGAUCUGUCUCGAGGCGGAGAGAGCUUCAUCGGUAAACUGAGGUCUAACCUCAUGGGAACUAAGUUCACUGUAUACGACAGCGGCCUGAACCCCAUGAAGAGCACAACCAGCCUUGAAGCUAGCAACCUGCGUCAAGAGCUAGCAGCCAUUUGCUACGAAACCAAUGUUUUAGGAUUCAAAGGACCGCGCAAAAUGAGUGUCAUCAUUCCUGGAAUGAACAUGGACCAUGAGAGAGUGUCUAUUCGCCCACGAAAUGACCAUGAGUCACUGCUUGCCAGGUGGCAGAACAAGAACACAGAGAGCGUGAUUGAACUUCACAACAAGACGCCUGUGUGGAAUGAUGACACACAAUCCUAUGUGCUCAACUUCCACGGCAGAGUCACUCAGGCCUCCGUCAAGAAUUUCCAAAUCAUUCACGACAAUGACCCUGACUACAUUGUGAUGCAGUUUGGCCGUGUGGCAGAGGAUGUCUUCACCAUGGACUAUAACUACCCAAUGUGUGCCCUGCAAGCCUUUGCCAUUGCGCUCUCCAGCUUUGACAGCAAGUUAGCCUGUGAAUAG